GAAGAUGUCCUGGAGCUGCACAUCCACGGCGGCACAGCCACCAUUAAAGCCGUCUUGGCAGCUAUCCCUCAGUGUCCCUCGAAGCAUCGGAUUCGAUACGCUGAGCCUGGGGAGUUUACCAAGAGGGCGUUCCUGAAUGAUCGACUGGAUCUCGCACGAGUUGAGUCUCUGGGAGACAUUCUCUCUGCAGAGACGGAGCAGCAGCGGCGGGCGGCAGUCAGGGGUACCUCAGGAAAACUGGCUCGCACCUACGAAGGUUGGAGGGAAGAGCUUCUCCUGGCCCGAGGCGAGAUUGAGGCUCUCAUUGACUUUUCAGAGGACCAGCAUUUCGAUGAGUCUCCUGCUGACCUGCUUCACAACGUGGCAGAGAUUGUAGACAACAUCCUCCGGGGCAUACGCUUGCACGAACGGGGCGGCCAGAGGAGCGAGCUGCUGAGGAGCGGCAUCCGGAUAGCACUGCUGGGGCCGCCCAACGUGGGCAAAAGUUCGCUGAUGAACUUGAUCGUUGGCCGUGAGGCUUCGAUUGUGUCAGGCGAGGCCGGCACCACACGAGACAUUGUGGAGGCCAGCCUCGAUAUUGGAGGAUACCUGUGCUCGUUUGCGGACACGGCCGGCUUCAGGUCGAGCCAUGAUCUGGGUCCAUCGAGCCCGGUCGGGGCCGUGGAGCGAGAAGGAAUCCGGCGGGCAAGGCAGAAAGCACAGGAAUCAGACAUUGUCGUCGUCCUGGCCUCGCUCGAGAGCGGCCCGUCUGGGCCGACCAUUCUCUUCGACCAGGAGACGCUGGAUAUUGCGGCCGCUGCCCAGGCCCGCCUGAUUGUGGUCAACAAGAGAGACACGGUCAGUCCAACGGAGCUGCAACGGCUGCUAGAUGAAUUUCGUCAAACAUUAGGCGAAACGGUGCCAGAGCUGGCAUCAACACAUAUAGCCGCCAUCUCGUGCAAGGAGGCCAGCAGCAUGAGCUCUGCCGAGCAGAGCCAGGAUCCCGGGGGCAUUCACGCCCUGACAGAGGCCAUGGUAGGCACCUUUUCGCAAAUGACAGAGAUGCCCGUUGAUUUACAGGAUCUGCUGGGUGUGACGGCGCGCCAGGCACAGCUCCUGGCCAGGUGCAGGGGCCACCUGGAGGAGUUCCUGGCGGAAGCGAGGCCGGAGGAUGAGGGAGUCGAGGCGGAUACGGUGCUGGCGGCGGAGUAUCUGCGUUAUGCGGCGGACUGCCUGGCGCGCAUCACGGGCAAGGGCGAGGCUGGGGAUGUGGAAGACGUGCUGGGUGUGGUGUUUGAAAAGUGA
Molecule: messenger RNA, 1284 nt
Organism: Trichoderma reesei QM6a
Lineage: Eukaryota; Fungi; Ascomycota; Sordariomycetes; Hypocreales; Hypocreaceae
Exons: 1
Biological process (GO): tRNA wobble uridine modification; tRNA methylation
Cellular component (GO): cytoplasm; mitochondrion
Molecular function (GO): protein binding; GTP binding
Source: RefSeq, a predicted model, not a curated record